AUGGUCAAGUACGACGCCUACUCUACCUCCGCCCACGAUGACAUCCAUGCUGUCGACUACGUCGCACGUGGUGCCAGCAGCCACUACAAGCCUCACGACAUUCACCAUUCCUCUUCGUCUCACAUCUCAUCGGCUCAUGCCCAAUCGAAGAGCACCUUUACCAUCCCUUGCCACCACAUCCGCAUUGGUGAUCUCGUGAUCCUCCAACACCGUCCUUGCCAGAUUAUCCGUAUCACCACCAGUGCUCAGACCGGCCAGCACAGAUACCUCGGUGUUGACCUUUUCACCAAGCAGCUUCACGAGGAGCCUUGCGUUGUCUCCCAUCCCUCUCCAUCAGUGGUUCUCCACUCCCUGCUGGGUCCCGUCUUCAAGCAGUACCGCCUCAUCGACAUCCGUGACGAUGGCAAGCUCGUCGCCAUGACCGAGACCGGUGAGAUCAAGCAGGGUCUCAAGGUUGUCGACCAGGGCCAUCUCUGGGGCAAGCUGAAGGAGGCUUUCGGUCACGGUGCCGGAUCUGUUCGCGUCUUGGUCAUCUCUGACCAUGGAAAGGAAUUGGCUGUUGAUUACAAGAUUGUUCACUUGGCGCACAAGUUGUAAAAGCUUUUGUCUCGGUUAAACUUUUUCAUGUGUGUAAAAUUUGAUAAAGGUGCGAUGUAUUAGUUUAAGGUGGGUUGGCGGUCAUCGGCGAGAUUUGUCUUGUUUUUUUUUUGUGUUUUCCCUAGGUCUUGUUUUUUGGUUACCAGUUCACUUUUCUAUGUUCAUUUCAUACAAGAAAAGCACAAAAAAACAAGCUUAGUUUUAAUCCGGAUGAUUGUAGUGUUAAAAAAUUCAUUCAUUCAGGCCUUGAAUUUUUUUUCUCGUCCUGAAAUACAUGCUGUCCA
Messenger RNA from Tuber melanosporum (Perigord truffle), 881 nucleotides. RefSeq lists its product as uncharacterized. The record is from RefSeq and is a predicted model, not a curated record. NCBI's taxonomy places the organism in Eukaryota, Fungi, Ascomycota, Pezizomycetes, Pezizales, Tuberaceae. Gene Ontology annotation, biological process: positive regulation of translational elongation; positive regulation of translational termination. Gene Ontology annotation, molecular function: ribosome binding; translation elongation factor activity; RNA binding. The transcript has a single exon. The coding region runs from base 1 to 597 and encodes 198 amino acids.